AUGACUGGCUGGCUGGUCUCUCUGACAAGUAUCAAAAUACUACUUUUAGCAGUGCCUUGUCUGAGUGUCCACAUUGAACCUGAAGAAGGCAGCCUCGCAGGAGGAACGUGGAUCACUGUCAUUUUUGAUGGUUUGGAGCCAGGUCUCCUUUAUCCUGCCAACGGCUCUCAGCUGGAGAUCCACCUGGUGAAUGUGGCUGUACCCAUGCUGCCCAUCAUACCCUGUGACAUCUCUCCUGUCCUCCUGGAUUUGCCGGUAGUGAUGUGUAGGACCAGAUCUCUGCUGUCCGAAGCACAUGAAGGUCUCUAUUACCUGGAAGUGCAGGCUGGGGGACAGGUCGUAGGCAGCCCAAGUUCAGGACCACGAGACAGCUGCACUUUCAAGUUUUCCAGGGCACAGACACCCAUCGUUUACCAAGUUAAUCCACCCAGUGGAGUGCCAGGAAACCUUAUACAUGUGUAUGGCUGGAUUAUCACCGGAAGGUCGGAAACCUUUGAUUUUGAUGCCGAGUACAUUCAUAGCCCAUUGAUGUUGGAAGCUCAGGGAGACAAAUGGGUCACUCCUUGUUCUCUUGUAAACAGACAGACAGGAUGCCGCUAUCCUAUUCAGGAAGACCAUGGUCUUGGGACUCUGCAGUGCCGUGUGGAAGGCAACUACAUUGGCUCCCAGAAUGUUAGUUUCUCAGUAUUUAACAAAGGAAAGUCAAUGGUACAUAAGGAUGCAUGGCUGGUCAGUGCUAAGCAGGACCUUUUCUUGUACCAGACAUAUUCAGAAAUACUGUCUGUGUUUCCAGAAACUGGGAGCCUUGGGGGAAGAACAGACAUCACAAUUACAGGGGACUUCUUUGACAAUCCUGCCCAGGUUACCGUUGCAGGCAUUCUGUGUGAUAUUAGACACGUGUCUCCCAGGAGGAUUGAGUGCACCACCAGAGCUCCAGGUAAAGGUGCAAGACUCUCCGCUCCUCAGGCAGGCAAUCGAGGGCUUCUCUUUGAAGUUGGAGACGCGGCUGAGGGCUUGGACCUGACAGAAGCCACCCCUGGGUACAGAUGGCAGAUUGUCCCUAAUGCCAGCUCUCCGUUUGGAUUUUGGUCAAAGGAAGGGCAGCCUUUCAGAGCGCGGCUCAGUGGGUUCUUUGUGGCCCCAGAGACAAAUAAUUACACUUUCUGGAUCCAGGCUGACAACCAGGCUUCCCUGUAUUUCAGUCAGUCGGAGGACCCGAGGACCAAGGUGAAAGUGGCCUCCAUCACAGUGGGCACUGCUGACUGGUUUGACUCCUGGGAGCAGAAUGGGAGUGAAGAGACCUGGCAACAGAAGACCCCCAAGCUGGAGCUGCUCGGGGGAGCCAGGUACUACCUGGAAGCAGAGCAUCGAGGGAGAGCCCCCAGCCGCGGGGUGAGGAUUGGUGUCCAGAUCCAUAACACCUGGCUGAAUCCCGAGGUGGUCAGCACGUACCUCCGGGAGAAGCAUCAGAUCCAAGCCCGGGCCCAGAGACUUCCGGAAAUCCAGAUGCUGAUGGUGUCUGGCACAGGGAACUUCUUCCUUACCUGGGACAAUGUCUCUAGCCAGCCAGUCCCUGCAAAUGCCACGGCCCAUCAGAUUCAAACAGCCCUUGAGGAGUUACUUGCAGUUAAAUGCAAACUGGAGCCCCUUUCAGCGAACAUCCUACUCCGGCUGGGAUUCGAGCAAGGCCUAGAAGGUUCCAGCUCUGAUGGGCACCUCACCAGUGGGACAGAGCCCUUCUGUGGGAGGUUCAGCCUCCAUCAGCCUCGACACCUUGUCCUGAUACUCGCGGCUGCCCAGAAGGGCAACCGGCUAGAUCAGUACACACAUCUGUGCCUUGCAUACAAAGGCCACAUGAAUACGAUCCUGACGGUGACAGUGUCCUUCACAACUGGCUUUCAAAACACCGUUAAGAAGAACGUCACCUGUGACUGGAGUCUCGCGGGGGCCAGCCCUAACAGCUGGCAGUUCGCCUGCACCGACCUCUGGAAGACGUGUGUGCAUCGCUCCGCGCAGCUCCAGCCACCUCCCGCAAACUCCCCAGUGCUGGUUCAUCAGAUUGACCUCCUCCCUUUGUCUCCGGAGAUGGACGUGUUCUAUGUGGAUGAGAUUAUUAUUGCAGACACAAACCUAACAGUUUCUCAGGCUGACUCUGGAACAGCUCGCCCUGGUGGGAAUCUGCUGGAAUUGCUCUCUGUGGUGGGAUCCCCUCCUGUCUACAGUGUGACCUCCUGGUUGGCAGGGUGUGGCUUGGAGCUCCCGCUCAUCACUGCAAGCUCUGUGCCCACUGGAGGAGCAGAAGGAUCCGGGUUGGUCCAGGUGACAACACAGAGACUACAGAGGACAAGUCCACCUUUAGGAGGACACUUUCGCAUCCAGCUUUCUCACACAGUGAUUCCUGCUGUCCCUGUGCACAUCUCAGCUAGUCAUCUCCAGAAGCUCUUACAAACCAACGCUGAUGACUUCACAUCUAGGUACCUUAAUGUCAGUGACUUCACUGUGACGGAGGAUCUGAAGUCUUGCUAUGAACAUGUGUGGACUCUCUCCUGGUCCAACCAGGUUGGGGACUUGCCCAGCUUUAUAAGGGUAUCUGAUGAAAACCUAACGGGAGUUAACCCUGCUGUAACCACUCGUGUGGUAUAUGAUGGUGGAGUCUUCCUUGGACCCAUAUUUGGAGACAUGUUGGUCACUGCCAACCAGUACACUCAGGUGGUUGUGCGAGUGAACGACAUACCAGCUUAUUGUUCAGGUUCCUGUUCCUUCCAAUACCUUGAAGGGUCAACUCCCCGGGUCCACUCUGUGUGGUAUGCCCUCGAUGACAUUGACCUACUGGUCUAUAUUACUGGAAGUGGUUUCUCUGGUGACUCCGAGGCCUUGCAGGUUACAGUGAACAAAACAAGUUGCAAAGUUAUUUUCUCAAACCAAACGAAUGUGGUGUGUCAGACAGGCCUGCUGCCCGUUGGAGUGCAUCAGAUUUCAGUGUUGGUGAGACCCUCUGGUCUUGCCGUCAAUGCCAGUGGAGGAGGCCUCUUCCUAAACGUGGAGCCCAGACUGGAUGCUGUGGAGCCUUCCAGAGCUGCAGACAUUGGAGGGCUCUGGGCCACCAUCCGAGGCUCUAGUUUGGAAGAUGUUAGCCUGGUUUUAUUUGGAUCCCAGUUUUGUGCCAUUAAUGUCACCACAAGCAAUUCACGAAGAAUUCAAUGCAAAGUUCCACCCAAGGGGGAAGAUGGACCUACAGUGAAUGUGACUGUGAUCAGAGGGGACCAUUCUGUGGUUCUUCCCAAGGCAUUUACUUACGUCUCCUCUUUAAAUCCAGUAAUUGUGUCUCUCAGCAGAAACAGAAGCAGCAUAGCAGGAGGUGAGACCCUUUCCAUUGGAAUGGUGCUGCCAAUGAACCACACGGAUUUGGAUGUCCAAGUCCACAUUGGGGACACCAGAGCUUGGGUCCGAGCGCAGGCAGCUCAGGGCCUGGAGGUGGUGCUGCCCCCGCUGCCUGCUGGGCUCCACGGAAUCUCAGUCUCCAUCAAUGGGGCCCACAUUCACGCACAAGGUGUGGAUCUUCACAUCCAGUACAUCACAGAAGUCUUCAGCGUCCAGCCUUGCUGUGGGUCUGUUCUGGGUGGAACCAUCCUCAGCAUCUCAGGAAGAGGGUUCAGCAGGGACCCAGCUUUGGUUUGGGUGCUCGUGGGCAAUCGGUCCUGUGACAUUGUGAACUCAACGGAGACGAACGUCUGGUGUGAGACCCCGCCAGCCCCCCUGCCGCCUGGUGCCCCAGCCCCUGUGGAGGUCUGGGCUGGCAGCCAGCCCUUCCCCCACCAACCUUUGCCAAGCCUGGUGGGGAAGGGCUUCAUCUUCACAUAUGAAAUGGCAGCAACCCCGGUGGUCACAGCCACGCGAGGAGAAAUCACAAAUCACAGCCUGAGGCUCUACGUGGAAGGGCAGAAUCUCUCCAACUCAGAGGUCCUUCUGGGGAACUUGAGCUGUGAUGUUGAGACCCAGUCUCCCAGUAGCAACACAAGCCUGUCUGGGUGCGCUUUUCCUCUUCACAGUUUGGAGGCGGGCAUCUAUCCUCUCCAAGUACGUCAGAGGCAGAUGGGGUUUGCUGACAUGUCUGCGGUGCCCCAGCAAUUUGUGGUGUUGCCUCAGAUAACAGACGUUUCCCCAACACUUGGGUCCACUUGUGGAGGGACAGUACUCACGGUGAGGGGCUUGGCUCUCAAUUCCAGCAGGAGGUCAGUUCAGGUUGACAUUUCAGGUCCUUUCACUUGUGUGAUUUUGAGUUUGGGGGACCAGGCUGUCCUCUGUCGGAUUACCCCAGCGGGUAACCCCUUGCCUGGCGCUUCCUUCACCCUGAAUGUUACUGUCCUGGUUAACGGGCUGCGCAGCGCCUGUCAGGGGAAUUGCACUCUUUUCUUGUGUGAAGAGACAACUCCUGUCAUGGACGCCUGGACCACAAGCAUCAGUGGGUCUCUGACCACAGUGCUGAUUAGGGGUCAGAGGUUAGGUACUGCGGCUGAUGAACCAAUGGUGUUUGUGGAUGAUUGCCUUCCUUGCACUGUGACUUCCUUUAAUACAACCCACGUGGCGUGCUGUAUCAGUGGCUUGGCCCCAGGGCCCCACUACCUGUCGGUUCUUCAUACGAGAUAUGGGUAUGCUUGCUCUGGUCACGUUUACAGACACUUCCACAUUUUGCCUCAAGUGUUUCAUUAUUUCCCCAAGAAUUUCAGCCUCCAUGGUGGAAGCCUCUUGACCUUGGAGGGUACAGCCCUGAGGGGACGGAACUCCACUUUAGUCUACAUUGGCCAGCAGGCCUGCCUGACUGUGAACCUCAGCUCUGAGCUCAUCCAGUGCGCUGUUCCUGCAGGGAAUGGCUCCGUUGCCCUGGUCAUAGAGGUAGAUGGACUUUCUUACCAGGUGGGCAUCAUUGGUUACAGCAACGCCUUCACCCCCGAAUUGCUCUCAGUUUCUCAGACUGAUGACGUCUUAACGUUUUCAGUGGCCGGGAUCUCAGGAGCUGCGAACGUUGACAUUUUUAUUGGGAUGUUCCCCUGUGUGGGUGUCUCUGGCAACCGUACCCUUCUCCAGUGUGUGGUCCCAUCCCUUCCUGUUGGGGAGUACCAAGUCAGAGGUUAUGACCACCUGAGAGGGUGGGCCUCAUCUAUCCUGGUGUUCACAUCCAGAGUGACCGUUACAGCAGUGACCGAGAACUUCGGCUGCCUGGGUGGAAGGCUCGUGCAUGUGUUUGGAGCAGGAUUUUCUCCUGAGAACAUCUCAGCUGCCGUGUGUGGUGCUCCCUGCCAAGUCUUGGCUAACGCGACAGUGUCUGCCUUCAGCUGCCUGGUUCUGCCCCUGGAUGUGUCCUUGGCUUUCCUGUGUGGCCUGAGGCCUGAGGAGGAGAACUGUGAGACCUCUGGCUGCAGCUACGUGCAGUGUGAUUUGACUGUCGCUGUGGGGACAGAGAGCCUGCCCGAAUCAUGGCCUUAUUUCUACACCUGUGAAGAGAGUUCCCGAUGCAUCUGUGCACAAGAUCGUUGGACAGAGUCUGUCGUUCCAUCUUUCUCAGGCCUCUUCAUCAGCCCUAAAGUGGAAAGAGAUGAAGUUCUCAUCUAUAAUAGCUCCUGUACCAUUACCAUGGAAACUGAGGCAAAGAUGGAGUGUGAGACGCCUAAUCAGCCAAUUACCGCCAAGAUUACUGAGAUACAGAAAAGCUGGGGCCAGAACACUCAGGGCAACUUUCCCUUUCAGUUCUGCCGGAGGUGGUCCAGGGCUCACAGCUGGUUUCCUGAGCGACUGCCACAAGAGGGCGACAACGUCACGGUAGAGAAAGGCCAGCUGCUCCUGUUGGACACCAACACCAGCAUCCUCAACUUCCUGCACGUGAAAGGAGGAAAGCUGAUUUUCCUGGACCCAGGACCCAUCGAGCUCAGAGCACACUCCAUCCUUGUUUCUGAUGGUGGAGAGCUCAGGAUUGGAUCCGAGGACAAGCCCUUCCAAGGCAAAGCUCAGAUCAAACUCUACGGGAGUUCCCACUCUACCCCCUUCUUUCCGUAUGGAGUCAAGUUCCUGGCUGUGAGGAAUGGAACUCUUUCCCUGCAUGGUUCACUCCCAGAAGUAGUGGUCACCCAUCUUCGAGCAGCUGCCUAUGCCCGUGACACGGUGUUGGCUCUGGAAGAUGCUGUGGACUGGCACGCGGGGGAUGAAGUCAUUGUCAUCAGUGGGAUGGGUGCAGAAGGCGCCAAGCCCUUGGAAGAGACUGUCAUUGUGGAGACUGCGCAGAAUACAGACCUCCAUCUGAGGUCACCCUUGAGAUAUUCUCACAACUCCACAGAGAACUGGGUGGCUGGAGAGCUCCAUGUUUUAAAGGUCAUGGUGGUUCUCCUCAGCAGGAGUGUUACCAUACAGGGAAAUCUCACUGAUGAGAGGGUGCAGCUCCUUGCUUCAUGCCAGAGGGCCAAUGCUUCACAAGGUGAUUUGCAGAACUGUUUGUAUUUCAAGAGUGAGAAGAUGCUGGGAUCCAGGGAUCUGGGGGCCAGAGUCAUCAUUCAGUCUUUUCCAAAGGAGCCCAGCUGGGUCCAGUUGAAGGGAGUGCAGUUCCGGGACUUGGGGCAAGCCUUCUGUAAGCAUGUGAGCUCGCUGACUCUGGUGGGAGCUCUGAGAGGUUCCUACAUGCAGGGCUGUACUGUGUGGCGAUCUUUCAGCAGAGGCCUCAGCGUGUCCAGGACCUUGGGCCUGAAGGUGGACAGUAACGUGUUCUAUGAUAUUUUAGGCCACACACUGCUGUUGGGUACACCCCCCGAGAUAAGGUAUAUCCCUUGGGAGGUUAUUCCUGGAAGAGAAAAUGACUGGUCAGAACAGGGGAAUAUAAUAAGAAACAAUGUGAUCAUCAGUGUUUCUGGCGCCGAGGGACUUUCCAGUACUGAAAUGAUGACACCCUCUGGUAUCUACAUCCGCGAUCCCACCAAUGUUGUAGAGGGAAACAGGGUGUGUGCUGCUGGCUAUGGCUACUUUUUUCACCUUGUGACCAACCAAACAUCCCAAGCUCCACUUCUUUCCUUUACCCGGAACAGUGCACAUGCUUGUACGAGGUGUGGCCUCUUUGUAUACCCUAAGUUUCAGCCAACUUGGGAUAACGGCACUGGUCCCACCCUGUUCCAAAAUUUCACGGUUUGGGGAAGUGCAGGUGGUGCCCAGAUUUUUAGAAGUAGCAAUCUUCACCUGAAAAACUUCCAGGUUUAUGCAUGCAGAGAUUUUGGAAUUGACAUCUUGGAAAGUGAUGCAAAUACUUCAGUUACUGACAGCUUAUUACUUGCUCAUUUUGCCCCCAAGGGAAGCCUGUGUAUGUCAGCUGGGAUCAAAACUCCCAAAAGGUGGGAACUGACAGUGUCUAACACAACCUUUGUGAAUUUUGAUCUCACUGACUGUGUGGCCAUCAGGACCUGUUCAGGCUGUUCCCGAGGACAGGGUGGAUUUACUGUCAAGACCAACCAGUUGAAGUUUACAAACUCUCCAAACUUGGUAGCAUUUCCAUUUCCUCAUGCAGCAAUUUUGGAAGACUUGGAUGGGUCUCUGUCCGGGAAAAAUAGAAGUCACGUUCUUGCUUCUAUGGAAACCCUUCCAGCUUCUUGUUUGGUCAAGGCCAGCUUCAGUCAGCUUGUCCAUGGAAGUGUCUGUGAGGAAAACGUUCUCUUCCAUCGUAUGUCUAUUGGUUUAGCCAAUGCCCCAAAAGUUUCUUAUGAUUUAACCAUAACGGACAGCAGAAAUAAGACAACCACUGUCAGUUACGUGCAUGACACACUGUCCAACCCUUAUGGCUGGAUGGCGCUGCUCUUGGAUCAAGAGACCUACUCACUGCGAUUUGAGAGCCCUUGGACCAACAGCUCUCUGCAGUACUCAGCGACAUUUGAGAACUUUGCUCCUGGGAAUUACCUGCUGCUGGUGCACACAGACCUGUGGCCUUACCCUGACAUCCUCAUAAGGUGCGGGAGUCAAGUGGGGCGGUCCCUUCCGUCUCUUCCAUCACCUGGUCGGGACCAAGGCUGUGACUGGUUCUUCCACAGCCAGUUGAGACAACUCACCUAUCUGGUUUCAGGUGAAGGCCAAGUUCAAGUAAUUCUCCAGGUGAGGGAAGGUGUGGCGCCAACUAUUUCAGCUUCUUCCUCUGCACCUGAGUCAGUUUUAAAAUGGUCCCUCCCCGAAGCAUGGGAAGGCAUGGAGAAGGGCUGGGGAGGACACAGCGGUACCAUUCCAGGCCCUGGGGAUGACGUCCUGAUUUUACCCAACAGGACUGUCCUUGUGGAUACAGAUCUUCCGUCCCUCAGAGGCCUCUAUGUGAUGGGGACUCUAGAAUUCCCUGUGGACAGAAGCAACGUUCUGAGCCUGGCGUGCAUGCUCAUUGCAGGCGGGGAACUGAAAGUCGGUACUUUAGAAAAUCCCUUAGAAAAAGAAAAAAAGCUCCUGAUUCUCCUUAGAGCUUCAGAGGGAGUCUUUUGUGACCGUUUCAUCGGAAUUCGUAUUGAUCCAGGAACAAUUGGGGUGUUUGGGAAACUUCAGCUUCAUAGUGCUUAUCCUAAGAAAUCCUGGACACAUCUUGGGGCUGACAUUGCCUCAGGCAAUGAGAGAAUUAUAGUAGAGAACACAGUGGAUUGGCGACCCCAAGACAAGAUUGUCCUUAGUUCCUCUUCAUAUGAGCCUCACGAAGCAGAGGUCCUCACUGUGAAAGAAGUCUGGGGCCACCAUGUUAGCAUCCAUGAGCGGCUCAGACACCGGCACGUCGGAAGUGUCCACGUCAUGGAGGAUGGCCGACACAUUCGUUUGGCUUCAGAGGUUGGACUUCUGACCCGAAACAUACAAAUCCAGGGUGAUACAUCAUGCGGGGGGAGACUACUUGUGGGGUCCUUCAGGAAGUCCAGCGUGGAAGAAUUUUCAGGUAUCCUUCAACUUUUCAAUGUGGAAAUUCAGAACUUUGGCUCACCACUGUAUUCCUCCAUCGAGCUCACUGAUACGUCGGCAGGAUCCUGGAUGAUAUCUUGUACUCUGCACCAAAGCUGUGGUGGGGGCAUUCGUGCAGCUGCCAGUCAGGGGAUCGUUUUAAAUGACAAUGUAGUGUUUAGCACAGCUGGCCAUGGCAUUGAUUUGGAGGGUCAGGACUAUUCUCUCUCUAAUAACCUUGUGGUUCUGAUGACACAGUCAGCCUGGUCUCCCAUUUGGGUGGCAGGAAUCAAAGUGAAUCAGGCAAAGGACAUCCAUCUCCAUGGCAACGUUGUGGCAGGAUCCGAGAGACUUGGCUUUCACAUCCGAGGCUACAGGUGCUCCUCUCCUGAAGCCCUUUGGUCUGACAACGUGGCCCACUCAAGUCUUCACGGCCUUCAUCUCUAUAAGGAGACUGGACUUGACAACUGUACCAGUAUCUCUGGCUUCUUGGCUUUCAAGAACUUUGACUACGGUGCCAUGCUCCAUGUGGAGCAUGGCAUGGAAAUAGAGAACCUCACUCUGGUCGACAAUACUAUUGGCCUUUUGGCAGUAGUUUAUGUGUCUUCUGCCCCACAGUGUUAUAGUGAAAAUCUACAGAUUGUGGUUAGGAAUUCAGUCAUCGUGGCCACUAGCUCAUCUUUUGACUGCAUUCAGGAUAGAGUUAAGCCUCGUUCUGCCAACGUGACAUCACCUGAUCGAGCUCCUUCCAAUCCCAGAGGAGGUCGAGUUGGUAUUUUGUGGCCUGUAUUCACCUCGGAACCAAAUCGGUGGCCUCAGGAGCCAUGGCACAAAGUCAGGAGUGGCCAUUUAAUUUCAGGCAUCAUGAAACUUCAAGAUGUGACCUUUUCUAGUUUUGUGAAGAGUUGCUAUAGCGAUGAUCUAGAUGUCUGCAUUCUGUCCAAUGCAGAGAACACUGGGAUCGUGCCUCUAAUAACGGCAGAGAGGACCAGGAUGCUAAAGAUCAAAGAUAAAAACAAGUUCUACUUUCCUCCUUUACAAACCAGGAAAGAUUUAGGAAUACUGGUCUGCUCUGAAUCUGACUGUGAAAGUCCUAGAAAAUAUCUCUUUAAGGAUCUGGAUGGGAGAGCUCUGGGUCUGCCUCCACCAGUUUCUGUAUUUCCUAAAAUUGAAGCAGAAUGGACUGGAUCCUUCUUCAACACAGGCACAUUUAGAGAAGAGCAGAAAUGCACAUACCGAUCGCUGAUACAAGGCUACAUCUGCAAACAGACUGACCAAGUGAUCUUAAUUCUUGACAGUGCUGAUGCCACUUGGGCAAUGCAAAAGUUAUAUCCAGUUGUAUCUGUGACUAGUGGUUUUGUUGACACCUUCAGUAGCGUAAAUGCCAAUACUCCCUGCUCCACUUCAGGGUCUGUAUCUGCUUUCUAUUCCAUUUUACCCACCAAGGAAAUCACCAAGGUCUGCUUUGUGGAUCAGACUCCUCAAGUUUUGCGUUUUUUUCUAUUGGGGAACAAAAGUACCUCCAAGCUCCUCUUGGCUGUAUUCUACCAUGAACUCCAGAGCCCAAAUGUUUUCUUAGGGGAAAGAUUCAUUAAACCUACUCAAGUUCAAUCAACUUCCUCACUGCUGAAUGGGUCUAUUGGCGCCAACUAUUUCAGCAUCAUGGAUAACCUCUUGUAUGUUGUCCUACAAGGAGAGGAGCCCGUUGAAAUUCGCUCAGGUGUUUCCAUUCAUUUGGCCCUCACUGUGAUGUUUUCAGUUCUAGAAAAAGGCUGGGAAAUGAUGACCCUUGAAAGACUAACUGACUUCUUGCAGGUUAGCCAAGACCAAAUCAGAUUUAUUCAUGAGAUGCCUGGUAAUGAAGCAACCUUAAAGGCCAUGGCUGACCGUAGAGCAAAGAGAAAGCGCAAUUGCCCAACUGUGACUUGUGCCAGUCAUGAUAGAGUUGGUCAGCGUAGACUUCUCAUGAUGGAAAUGAGCUCAUAUAGAGUCCUACCGCCCACCACUAUGGAAACUAUCUCAAAAGUGAUGGUCGUUGAAAUUGGUGAUCUGCCAGCAGUAAGGAACACUGGAGUAAUUCCAUCCUUAUCAAGUAACAAAUUACAGACUUUGGCUCACCAGGUUAUCACUGCUCAGCAGACUGGAGUACUAGAGAAUGUUCUGAAUAUGACUAUUGGGGCCUUACUAGUGACUCAGUCAAAGGGAGUCAUUGGCUAUGGAAAUACAAGCAAUUUCGAAACUGGGAACUUGAUAUAUAUUCGGCCCUAUGGUCUUUCAGUCCUAGUCCAGCCUUCAGAUGGAGAAGUGGGAAAAGAACUUACAGUACAACCACAGCUCGUUUUUCUGGAUAAGCAGGUACCUUGUGCACAGAAUCGGAGAGUAGAGUCGUUGGGGCCCCCAUCAGAGCCUUGGGUCAUUUCUGUUUCUCUGGAAGGGACAUCAGAUUCCAUGCUGAGAGGAUGUACUCAGGCAGAAACUCAAGAUGGUUAUGUGAGGUUCUCCAACUUGGCAGUUUUGAUCUCUGGGUCAAAUUGGCACUUUAUUUUUACUGUCACUUUCCCUCCAGGGGUCAAUUUUACAGCUCGCUCCAGGCUGUUUGCUGUCUUACCUGCAACUCCAUCCGAGAGGCCCACGAUCAUACUGGCUGCUUCCCUGUGCUCAGGGGUCUCGUGGCUGGCUCUGUGCUGCCUCGUAUGCUGUUGGUUUAAGAAAAGCAAAAGCAGAAAAAUAAAAAGUGAAGAGAUUUCUGAAUCCCAGACUAAUGGUCAAAAGAAUCAUAGCCACGUCUCACCCAAACGCCAAGAAUCACAAGUAGAGACUGAAAAAGAAGGCACCAUGAUGGCAGAAGAUUUGAGGAUGAAGGUCAUGCUGGGCAAGCUGAACCAGCCCCCCCAUCAGUCACGGAAUGGUGUGUCCAGAAGGAAGGUGAGCCGCCGUGCAGUCCAAGAGGAAGGUGGCAGCCGAGAAGAGGCCGAGGCCGCUGUGCCUGCUCCCGGUACUACCAGUGUCGCAUCACACGGGAACACGUGUGCUUUGGGCUCUCCUGCUCAGCAGCUGUACCUGCAGGAGACUGGGAGCUGGAAGGAGGCCCAGGAGCAGGUGCUCCGAUACCAGCUGUCGGGCCAAGAUCAGCUGCUGCUGCCCUGCCCAGACCUCAGACGAGAGACGCAGCGAUUGCAGGGCUGGAGUCGCCUGGGCAAGGAGCAUGGUAGCCUGGGGCUGCCCCAGGAGAAGCCAGCCUCCUGCAGUGCCGCCGAGGCAUUCUGCCUCCAUUCAGUGCGUCCAGAGGCCGUUCAGGGGCAGCUGUGA
This is a messenger RNA of Orcinus orca (killer whale), 12237 nucleotides long. It is a transcript of the gene PKHD1, whose product is annotated as PKHD1 ciliary IPT domain containing fibrocystin/polyductin. The transcript is spliced from 66 exons. Lineage: Eukaryota; Metazoa; Chordata; Mammalia; Artiodactyla; Delphinidae. The coding region runs from base 1 to 12237 and encodes 4078 amino acids. The record is from RefSeq and is a predicted model, not a curated record.